Molecule: messenger RNA, 1362 nt
Organism: Magnolia sinica
Lineage: Eukaryota; Viridiplantae; Streptophyta; Magnoliopsida; Magnoliales; Magnoliaceae
Exons: 1
Coding region: 1-1362 (453 amino acids)
Source: RefSeq, a predicted model, not a curated record
AUGCAAGCUCGGCUACCAGAACGAUUCCGUCUUCCGCAGAUUAGGCCCUUCACCGGCAAGACCGAUCCUACCGAGCACAUCGAAUCCUUUCGGACAUAUAUGGAGCUGCACGAUGCCUUGGAUGUUGUAACGUGCUUAGCUUUCUCCCUCACUUUAGCCAACAUACCUCGACUUUGGUUCAAACAGUUGAAACCAAAGUCCAUUAGCUCAUUCGCAAAGCUCAGCAAUGCCUUCCUCACCAAUUUCAUUGGUGGGAAGAAAAAUUUGAAGCCAUUUACACACUUGAACAACAUAGUUCAAAAAGAGGGAGAGCUGCUAAAAGAUUAUAUCAAACGCUUCAACUUCGAGUCGCUCCAAGUCCGGAAAUAUCCAGACGAAACAACACCCAACUCGAUCAUGCGAGGCAUCAGAGAUAAACCGUUCCUGACAUCUCUGGACAAAAACGCAACGACUACUUUGGCGAAGUUCAUGGCUCAAUCGGAUAAAUACGCGGAUGUCGAAGAAAUCCGGAUAAUGCGCGAAGUCGCCCAAAACGCAAAAGUCCCGGCCAAAGAGUCAGUAAAGAAAGAAGUUGACUCAGUCAGUGGAAAGAAUCAUAAAGAUAAUCAGACACGUGAUGAGCAUAAGUCGAAUAAACGGCUAGACCGCAAGUUUUCAACGUAUACCCCGCUCAAUAAGCCGCAAGAACAAGUUUUGAUGGAAAUUAAGGGCGAAGGAUUCGUCAACUGGCCAGAUUGGCUCCAAAGCAACCCAAACCAACGGAGCAAAAAUAAGUACUGCUAUUACCAUCGCGAUCAUGGGCAUAAUACGAGUCACUGCUACCACUUGAAAGAAGAAAUCGAGCGACUCAUUCGAGAAGGCCGUCUUAGAGAGCACGUCAAAAGAACCGGGACAAUGGAAGAAUGUUUGGGUGAAAACCGACCCACGGAGGAAAUCCGAACCAUCGUCGGUGGUCCCCGAGGCGGAGGCGACUCAAAUAAUGCUCGAAAAAAUCAUGCCAAGAGCAUCAGUCGACCCGAGUCCGAAAUCCUGAUACUAACUCGUCCUUCGAAAGAAAAGAAAAGGGAGAAAUACUGCAUUUCGUUCACUGAUGAAGACGCUCGAGGCAUCCAUCAUCUGCAUGAUGACACACUAGUCGUCACCCUCAUGAUCGUGAACUGCAGGGUAUUCUGCAUUCUCAUUGAGAUAGGGUCAUCCGCAGACGUACUGUUCACUCAAGCGUUCGACAAAAUGGGAGUUGAACGAUUAGCGUUGCGGCCGGUUCACACCCCAUUAAUCGGAUUCUCUGGUGGACGAAACUCCCCGAAUGAGUCAUCUCAUUGCCACUUACUGCUGUUAAGUGUCCGCACCAGGCGACAGUAA